CCCAGGUCCCUGCUUCUCUUAGCCAUGGCUCCAAAGCGCAAGCCCCAGGUACAGCGUGAGGGUCCUGAGAAGAAGAAGGGGCGUCAGGGGGCACAAGAGGAGGACAGUUUCCGCUCCACUGCCGAGGCCCCACCCACAGAGAAGCGCAUAGCCUAAGUGGGCCCCCUGUGCCCACUCAGCUGCAACCCUAGGACCCAGGUGCAUGAAGACUACGACUGUACCCUGAACCAGACCAACACUGGGAGCAACAAAAACAAGUUCUACAUCAUCCAGCUGCUGGAAGAAGGUGACUGCUUUAUCUGCUGGAACCGCUGGGGGCGCGUGGUGAAGGUGGGCCAGUCACAACUCAGCCGCUUCAUGUCACUGGAGGAUGCACAGAAGGACUUUGAAAAGAAGUUUCGGGACAAGACCAAGAACAGCUGGGCAGAGCGGGACCACUUUGUGGCCCACCCCAGCAAGUAUACACUUAUCGUACAGAGAGAGGAUGAGGCCCAGGAAGCCAUGGUGAAGGUAGACAGAGGCCCAGUGAGGACCGUAGUUCGUGGUUCACAAGUGCAGCCCUGCUCCCUGGACGCAGCCACACAGAAGCUCAUCACCAACAUCUUCAGCAAGGACAUGUUCAAGAAUGCCAUGGCUGGGCUUCCCUGGUGGCACAGUGAUGUGAAGAAGAUGCCACUGGGGAAGUUGAGCAAGCAGCAGAUUUCCCGGGGUUUGGAGGCCUUGGAGGCAGUGGAGGCGGCCCUGAAAGCCCCCGCAGGUCGUGGUCUCAGCCUGGAGGAGCUGUCCUCCCACUUCUACACCAUCAUUCCCCACAACUUCGGCCGUAGCCAGCCCCCACCCAUCAACUCCCCGGAACUUCUGCAGGCCAAGAAGGAUAUGCUGCUGGUGCUGGCAGACAUCGAGCUGGCCCAGACCCUGCAGGCAGCCCCCGAGGAGACAAAGAAAGUGGAGGAGGUGCCACACCCACUGGACCGAGAUUACCAGCUCCUCAAGUGCCAGCUCCAGCUGCUGGACCCAAAGGUGCCUGAGUACAAGGUGAUACAUCCCUGCUUGGAAAAGACUGGCAGCAAGUACAGUUGCCCUGCUCUUCAACAUAGUUGGACAGUGAACCGAGAAGGGGAGGGAGAUCAGUUCCAGGCCCACGACAAGCUGGGUAAUCGGAAGCUACUGUGGCACGGCACCAACGUGGCUGUGGUGGCCGCCAUCCUCACCAGUGGGCUUCGCAUCAUGCCACAUUCUGGUGGCCGUGUUGGCAAAGGCAUCUACUUUGCCUCGGAGAACAGCAAGUCAGAUGGCUAUGUUACUGGCAUGUCCUGCGGGGCCCAUGACAUUGGCUACAUGUUCCUGGGUGCGGUGGCAGUGCGCAGAGAGUACCGCAUCACCGUCUAUGAGCCCAGCUUGAAGCAGCACCCCCCUGGCUUCGACAGUGUCAUUACCCGUGGCCACACAGAGCCUGUUCCAACUCAGGACACCAAGCUAGAGCUGGAUGGCCAGCAAGUGGUGGUGCCCCAGGGCCAGCCCAUGCCCUGCCCAGAGUUCAGCAGCUCCAGCUUCUUCCAGAGUGAGUAUCUCAUCUACCAGGAGAGUCAGUGCCGCCUAUGCUACCUGCUGGAGGUUCGCCUCUGAGCUGUCUGCCCGACCCGCCUCCCGUCCACCGCCAGGAGCUAGACCAUCAUCCUCAAUCUUCCUCCCAUCCCUGGUGCCCCCAUGUCACCCCUUCUUGCUCUCAAAUCUCCCUCCUGUGUCCAGACAGUGAUCCCCUCUCCCUCUAAUCCUUGUGGUCCUGGCAUGGCUGUGGCCUCAGUCUCGUCUCCUAAGGUGAUGGGUGUGAUGGAUUGGCAUUAUUACUGGGACACGGAUACAGCAGCCUAUUCAAGCCUGUGUAGUUAGAGGGGCACAGGCUGAGAGCGGGCGGGUCCCACAACCCCCCGGGCCAUCCACCCUGGCCCAGACUGUCCAUCCGAGAGAGGCGUGAUCACCGAGGUGGGCUGAACUUCAGACAUGCACAGGCAAGUGCACAUUGUAUUGGCUCACCCCCCUGACCUCUGUCUGUGCCAAAGCUGCACCAGGCCUGGGCCUUCUUGCUUUCCACAGUGACCCACCACACCACAUAGCAGUUCCAGCCCCACUCCAGGGAGUGACCACUCACACGGAGGACGUGGGUUGUACACACACUCCCACCCACCCUGGUCAGUCUACAUUGGUCACUGCAACGACUGGCCUCCUCUGAUCAUUGAGCCUCCAAAAGGGACCGUCCCCAUCAACUCAGAACUGUUGGUCAUGUGGGGACCCACCUGGUGAUUCUGUCCUUUAGCCCAGACGUGGCCAGGCAAAUCAAGCAUUCCUUGUGUCUUGGCACCAAACACCCAUGUGUGUCUUCUAUGUGAAUAUCAUAAAUGAAUUGAGAAUAUCUGCAAGGGGUGCAGCUCUGCUGUCAUGAAAGAAUGCUAGUUAUCACCCCAGGCUACCCUGUCCACAAACAAGGGGUGCAGAUGCUAGACAGCAGGUCAGGGUCCAGUGCAGUGUCACACACCACAUUUAGUUGUCGUGUCUCUUUGGUCUCCUUUCAUCUGAAACCAUUCUUCAGCCUUUUUUUUUUU
Orcinus orca (killer whale) is the source of this 2600-nucleotide messenger RNA. It is a transcript of the gene PARP3, whose product is annotated as poly(ADP-ribose) polymerase family member 3. Gene Ontology annotation, molecular function: NAD+ poly-ADP-ribosyltransferase activity. Gene Ontology annotation, cellular component: site of double-strand break. Lineage: Eukaryota; Metazoa; Chordata; Mammalia; Artiodactyla; Delphinidae. The record is from RefSeq and is a predicted model, not a curated record.